Porites evermanni is the source of this 5964-nucleotide messenger RNA. NCBI's taxonomy places the organism in Eukaryota, Metazoa, Cnidaria, Anthozoa, Scleractinia, Poritidae. The record is from the annotation of a GenBank genome assembly.
AUGUCAGAAUCUGGCAAGAGUGAUCAACAGGAUCACGAAAAUUUGCGCACGGUGAUGGCAUUCUUCGCAUUUGGAACAUUAAUUUACAAUGGUUUCUCCUUAUUCAUUACUGCUGCUCAAGAUAUCUUAGCUGGUACAUAUAUUCAAUCUUCCAUGGUUCUAAUUGCGUGUAUAUUGCCGAGUUUUGUUUUCACUUUAAUUGCACCUUAUUUCGUGCAAAAAAUUUCAUACUUUGCUCGGUUUAUCGCGCUUGGCUUGGCAUUACCCUGUGGUCUACUAAUUCUUGCUCUAGCCGAACAAGUUUAUUGGAAAUUAAUAGGCUUAGGAAUAGCUUCAGUGGACUACAGCAUGAGUGAGAUGACAGUUUUGGGUUUAACUUCUUUUUAUCAUGAAGUCGCCUUGACUGCCUUUUCCGCUGGAACAGGAGUAGGUUAUGUGAUAACACCUUUCUACUACACAGGUAGGAUCUAGAAAUUAAUAUAUAUUAUUAGAGUGCGUGUCGUCAUGACUUGAAGUAGCCUAAGGUGAGGUACACAUUGUAGCGUUCAUGGCGUUACUAAGAGUUUCUGGCACAUCUUAAAAGUCAAAUUCAAUGCUUUGCUCAUAUAGUCUUAUGUAGCGUUUGUAUACAAAGCUUUCCGGCAGUCAAUAGAGGUUUUUAGCUACCUGGUCACGUGGUCUGAAAUAGGUAAACAGAAAUCCAAUAUGGCGUCCGGCUCUGAGAGAGUGUCGGACAGCAGUAGCAUUUCUUGGACAUAAACUCUCGUUUCUGUGCCCCGAUUGUCUCAUAUUCAACAUUUAAAAGACAGUGGGAGAAAAGAAAUCGGCGAAAAAAGGAUGACUAUGUGGGUCGACCGAGUGCAGGCCAUACAGAUUUAGCGUGGAUCGUGCAAGGAUGUUGUCGUCGCGGCCAACGGAAAAAUGACGAUCCUCAUUCAUUGUAGCCUCCCUCGCAGACGUUCUUAGGGGUUCGUCACGCGUUCCUGCCCCACGUUCGUACGUCUGCGUGGGAGGCUAAAUUCAUUGGAAAUUGAGGUUGUUAACAGCAGCGGGGGUGCAAAAAUUUCCAAAGCUAAAUGUUUCGGUAAAGCGGGGUUAGAUCUAAAAACGUCUAUUGAUACAGGAAUCAUACAGGCCCCUCGGAAGAAUAAAUGCGAGUACUCCUAACAGGAGUCGAACCGAACCUAAUGACCUUCUGGUUACUGGUCUAGGGGCCCGUUUCUCGAAAGUCCCGGUAACGUUUCGGGCCCUAAAUCAAAUUUCAAAUCGAAAUAUGAAGAAUUAGAGCGCGGACCCUGGCUCACAAACUGCUCCAUUUUGUUUCAUCAUGUUAGAUGCAGGACUAUUGAAACCUCUAUCUUGCAUGUAAACAACAACAACUUAACGGGCCCGUUAAUUAUCGCGACUUCUAAAUCUAAAUCUAAAUAUCGUUAUGUCGGCAAAAUCGUUUGGGACAUCACGCCAACUCUAAGAUAAUAAUAAAUAAAACUAUACUAAAAUAUACAAAACUAUUAAAAACUAUUAAAAACUACUGAUAAAAAAUAAAACUAAAUUAGUUUGCUUUUAAAAAUACAGAGGGAUUGGCUGGAAACAGUUUCUUCUGGAAGUUUGUUUCAUUCAGUUAUUGUCCUGGGAAAAAAAGAAAAUCUAAAAAUAUCUUUAUGUCCUUUCGGUACAAUAAAUUUAAAAUCAUGGCUUCCACGGGUUCUCCUUUCUUUGCUUGUUAUCAAAUAAUCCCCCCAAUCCCCAUCUAGGAGGCCGUGGCACAUCUUGUAUAUAGUGGAGAGCCUUGCGUGUCUUCUCAUUGUUUCAAGUGUGUCCCACUGUAGGUCUUGCAGCAUUUCCGUCACGCUCGUUGUUCGAUCGUAAUUUCCAGUGACAAAGCGGGCUGCUUUCCGCUGUACCCUUUCUAGAGCGGCUUUAUCUUUCUGGUAAUGUGGGUCCCAUGCGCUACAGGCAUACUGGAGUUUUGGCCUCACAAGUGUCAUAUACACGGUUUCUUUCACUGACUUUGGACAAUUCCACAGGUUUCGCUUGAUAAGUCCCAAGACCUUAUUUGCCCUAGAUGUGAUUGUUUCAAUGUGUGGUGACCACCUCAUUUUGUUAUCGAGGACUACCCCCAGAUAAGGGUGAGAUUCCACUUCUUCUAGGAUUUGUCCACAGAAUACGUAUUCCCGCUUUGGUGGAUCUCUCUUGGUUGUAAAACACAUGAUCUUGCACUUUGAAGGAUUAAAUUCCAUCUUCCACUUUUGUUGCCAAUCUUCUAAUCUAUACAAGUCCUCUUGGAGAUCGGCUGUGUCUUCAUCACAACAAAUUGUCCCAUAUAACAAUGCAUCAUCAGCAAAAAGUCUAACAGUAGAGUUAAGACUAUCAGGUAAAUCAUUUAUAUACAUUAAGAACAGUAGCGGUCCUAAGACUGUUCCUUGGGGAACACCAGAUGUCGUAACUACAGGGGCAGAUGAUGCCCCCUCAAUUACCACUGAUUGGGUACGCUGUGUUAGAAACGAUUCAAACCAGUUAUGUAGUGGGCCACGAAUUCCGUAAUAAUCAAGUUUCUUCAAGAGUCGGCGAUGGGGAACUUUGUCGAAUGCUUUUGAAAAAUCAAGGAUUGCGGCGUGAAUUGUUUUGUUAGACUGGAUAGCACUUGCUAUAUCAUGAAUGGUACAUAUGAGCUGUGUUUCUGUUGAUCGUUUCGCUCUAAAGCCAUGUUGACAAUCAGUGAGCACUCCAUAUCGUGAAAGAUGCUUCAUAACAUGGCUGUGUACAAUAUGCUCAAGUACCUUUGAUGCGAUGCAGGUAAGUGACACGGGCCUAUAAUUUGAAGGAUCCGAUUUCUUUCCUUUCUUGUGAAUAGCGCAUACGUUGGCGUGUUUCCAUUGGAUAGGCACAGUUCCGGUAUCAAUACAAUCUUGAUAUAUAUCAGUAAGAACCUUUGAUAUUUCAUGGGCAUUCUCCUUUAAAAACCAGGGUGGAAUUCCAUCCGGGCCAUACGCUUUAUCUACCUUCAACUCGCUAAGUUGCUUUUCAACUCCACAGGUUGUGAUGUUUAUUGUUCCAAUAGUCGGAAUAGGGCUUUCACCAGGGUCUGGGAUAUUCUCUGAUUCUUCGUUGUUGAAAACACUGGAGAACUGACUAUUUAGCACUUCGGCCUUAGCUCUCGGUUCGGUAAACACUUCAUUUCCAACGUUGAGGUCUUGGGUAUCUGUACCCUCUUUUCCUAGUUUUUUGAUGUGUGACCAAAAAGCCUUCGGGUUUUGUUUUAUAGAAUCACCGAGAAAGUCAGAAAGAUAAUUGUUCCUGGACUCAUUCAAGUUCUUGUGUAAUUGUUUCCUGACUAGUUUAAAUUUAUUCCAAUCGGAUUGCCUUCCAGAUUUCUUCGCCCUGUUGUAUAGCCUUUGCUUUUUCCUUGUCUGUCUUCUCAAGCUACGGUUAAACCACGGUAGGUUAUGGCGUGAGGUAGUGAACUUGUGUGGUAUACAGGAGUCCAUAAUUCCAGUGAGCCUUUGUUGAAAUAUAUUCCACUUUGCGUCUACGGAUUCGUUCUUCAUCUCUUCAAAGUCAUUCGCAAAGUCUUGUAAUUCUUUCUUUAUACGGGUGGUAUCUGCCCUUUUCCUCAUAUAAAUCUUGCGUCUCACUGGCUUUUUCUUUCUACAUGCCAAGUUCACUUCAAAAAGAACCAUAUCGUGAUCGCUUAUUCCCGGGAUUACCCUAACAUUGUUGAUGAUAUUGACAUUAUUUGUCAACACAAGAUCGAGAAUGUUGUCAUCUCUAGUAGGUUCCUUUACUAGUUGGGUAAGUCCAUGUUCAUCGAUGAUUUCAAGUAGCUGUUCAGAAUUGAAGGAGCAAUUUGUUGAUUCAAGGUCGUUCCAUUUGAGGUCCGGGGCGUUGAAAUCUCCCGCCACGAUUACAUUGCUAGUAUUUAAUCUAUCGCCUAAUUUGAAUAAAGAUGAGUCAAGUUCAUGUAGACUGCUUAUAUCGGUCUUGUUUGGGCGAUAGAAGGAAGCGAAGAAUAGAGAUUUUGAUCUCUUAUUUUGGAUCUGACAUUGGGUCCAAAUAAUCUCACAGUCCGUAUUCAAAUCAUCGCGAUGAGUAACGAUAAUGUCUUUCUUCACUGCUUGGAAAACGCCACCAUGGUUGUCAGAUAUGCGGUCUUUCCGAUAGAUGUUAUAGUUAUCUGGGAAGAUUUCGCUGCUCUCAAUAUCUGGGUAUAACCAGGACUCAUUACCGAGAAUUAUAUCUGGUUUCUUUCGAGAAACGGGCCACAGAUGCUCUACCACUGAGCCCUGGAGAGUUGUGGGAGCUAAGGUUACUAAACUAGGUUCAUGUGACAAACAUCAUGCAUACUGCUAAGACUAGAAUCAGUCGAUAUGCGCUUAUGCGUAAUGAUCAUGUUUUUUACAAACUUUCCAUUGUUCUAUGUAGCUUUGACAACAUGGUUGUGUGUCUAUGGAGCUGAGGCCGUAAACUAGGUUCACGUGAAAAACGUCCUUCGUACUGCUAGGACUAGAAUCAGUCGAUACAGUAUAUAUGUGCUUAUGCGCAAUCUGUAUGAUUUUACUAACCGGUUUUCCAUUGCUAUCUGUAGCCUUGACGACAUGGGCGUGUGUGUCACCACAGAUCGCGAUUGUAAUCAUGGCAGUCGUCUCCCUUCUCAUUCCUGCCUGUUAUUACAUCAUGGACAAGAAACACGUGAAGUCUCCCAGUCCCUCAAGUGAAAAACACGCCGGGGUAGAGUACACUGCACUGGACGCUAACAAAGGUAGCUAUGAAAUACUGAACUUGCUAAUAUAAUGCUAAUGAGGUGAUUUACAAGAGAUGAUCUAGACAGGGACCGAGGGGGCUGAAGGGGCCGAGGGGGCCAAAGAGACCUGGGGCAUGGCCUCCACAUCUUUUUUCUAAAAUUAUGUUAAAACAGUUGUAAAGAAUUCUUUGUGAUCUGUCCUCUAGAGCCUUUUUGCAUUUAAACGCUCUCAGAGUAUAUUUGUCGCUAAUUGGAAAGACCACUGUAGCUGGAAAAUCCUUCAGUUUUUCUGGAUCCGUCCCAGCAUGAUAUACCUCGAGGGAUAUCAUUAGAUUAGAUCGUCAGAAUGUCCGUUGUCUUUGACACUCGAUUUGAUUUUACCCAUUUUUUGCCGGAAUGGAAUACGGGAAAUGUUUAUCACAAUAUUUCCCGGUCUUUUGGCCAGUCAUUUUCUGUGAAUAUGAAACUGGGUUAAUUUGGUUGAACUGGUGUUUCAGUGUAGUUUAAUCCGGUAAACCAUAACAUAAUUUUGCAAUCUUUCAACAGAGUAUGAAUGUGAAGAAUUGGACAGUCAAAGAGAUGACAAAAAUAAUUCAAGAGACUACCACCUUUCAGUUCAAGAAAAAUUUGCUGUUAUAUGGAAGAUGCUGCCUGAUUUAAUAACAAUUUAUAUUGCCUGGUUCUCAGAAUAUCUCAUUUAUGUGUCCGUCGUAACAACACUAGCAUUUCCAAACGCUCCGUUUAGUACACGUGACCAUUAUCAGUACUAUAUAUUUACGCUCACGGGAGGCGAGGUGGUUGGAAGGUCCUAUCUUGUGAUCUUGUCAUAUAUCAAAGCUGAUUGGGCUGAAAAAGCUAAGAUCCCUUGUCUAUGGGGUUUGGCGAUCAUCCAAGUUUUUCACCUUCUAUUCUUUAUCCUGGCUGUCUGGUACCGCUUUUUACCCAACGUUUGGAUCAUUUUACUGUUAUCGUUUUCCUGCGGAGCCGGGAUCGGUGUUUUCUACGUCAAUGCAGUAGCGUUUUUCAAAGUAAAGUUUGAAGGACCUGAAAAGGAGUUCGCCAUGGGGUACUUAAUAGUGGCUAUAAUUGCAGGUGUACUUGCCGCAGCACUUCUUGGCCUCUACAUCGAGCCAGUUUUACGAGAACACUGCACCAUGAUCCUGAAUAACGCUGGUCUCUGUUUUACGAGAUCACAUUCCAGCUAUCGCCUCACCUCAUCAUGU